UCUCAGUGGACAGAGAAACAGCCCGUGGGCAGAAGUGGGAUUUCCUGAAACUCCGAGAGGAACAGAAAGUUCUAGCAGGACCGAUAGCGAGGCUUGACCCGGGGGCAGAGGCUGGAGGCAGGGACCUAAGGCGGCUGCGGGGUCUAGAGGGGGUGGCAGAUGCCCCGCGGACAACGUGCUGGCACCAAUGACGGGAAGUCCUCCUCCCUUAGCAAGGCCCAGGAUGCCACCCCCGGCCGCAAAGGAGGCCGGGAGCAGGGACCUGCGGGAGAGAGCCGGGAAGGGCGCGCAGAGCGCAGAGUCCCGCGAGAAGCGCGCCAAGGGGGCAGCCGCAAAGGGGCCCCCCAAGCCAGGCUGGGCUCUGUCACUGGAGGGGCUGGAGGCCAUGAGCCCCAAGCAGUGCCACCGCCACCUGCUCUUCGGGGACUUGCUUGAAGACGUGGGUGCGGCCGCCUCCAUCUUCCCCCGCGAGUCAGCGGAGUUGGGGUACCGGAUGCCCGACCCGCGGGCGUGGGCGCAGUCACUGGAGCCGUCGACGGCGCGCCAGGACCAGCUGCUCGGCGUCCUCAAGGCGGCCGAGGCCCGCGGUCGGGUCCGCGCCUUGCGGUUGCGCUACACCUACAUGCGGGCGGAGGAGAUCUCGCUUCUCAUCCAGCGACAGAAGUCCGCGCGCGCCGCCAUCCGGCUGGAGCUGUUCCUGCCGCCGCAGCUGAAGCCCACGCGGAUCCCGGACCCCCUGGACCGCCAAGAGCGGAGGCGCGUGGAGACCAUUCUGGAGGAGAAAGUGGACGGCAGGAACUUCCUGCGAUGACGGCCAGGCGCACUGGCGACCACACCCCACCUCCCCCAUAAAGUUCUGGUUCUCCAA
Messenger RNA from Myotis daubentonii (Daubenton's bat), 868 nucleotides. It is a transcript of the gene LKAAEAR1, whose product is annotated as LKAAEAR motif containing 1. NCBI's taxonomy places the organism in Eukaryota, Metazoa, Chordata, Mammalia, Chiroptera, Vespertilionidae. The record is from RefSeq and is a predicted model, not a curated record.